CGUUGCCGCAGACUGAACACUGUUAUGCAAAGCACACAUUAUUGUUAUUUUUUUCUGUCAACGGGUUUAACUCCGUCAAGCGCUGCUCUGGAUAACCUCCACAGGUUUCCACCAUGGAUGUUACUGAAUAAAACCCUACAUCGUGGAAUGAUUUCAAAAUGAUUUGAAGGCUUUAAACUCUCCCUCCUCUUCUUCUUUUUUUCAGACGUCCUCAUGAGCUCUACUACCCGUUCUUGCAGAUACUCUUGGCUGGCGCGCUUGCCUGAUGCGCAGCGCCUCCCCAACUGGUCCCUCAAUUUGACAAAUUCUUGGACGUGAGUGGCUCCACUGAAUGGAUUUUUUUUUACUUGCAAAGAUGAUCUGCUGAAUAUCUGAGAAGUCGAACAUCUCUGUUGCAUCAUAUCUUCUCUGCACAAGAAGGCUGCCCGGUUUUGAAGAGCGCAAUGACACUUUGGUCAUUUUGGAGUUGUUUUCUUUUGGCUUGCAUACAUCUUUACCCCUUUCACCUCAAGUUGGGAGCUCGGGCGGAGAUAACUUUCCCUAGAUUGGCGAACAGAUUUUAUCCCUUAGAGGUAACAUCGCCGAAAGCACGUGUGAUCAGAAAAUCCGCGGAGAUCCAAGUCUCGCUCAAAGUCAGUGACCGCAAUGAAGUUUUUAACAGGUCUGAAACUGAAGGAACAGCCGCUGCGAGAUCAACAUAUGAGCAGGGGGUAAAAAACGAGACCCUCAUUAGAAAUGACACCGCGGUAAACUAUUUUAACAAUCUCAAAAUACCCGACAAAAAGUGCGACAACAUUUCAACAGGAGUGACUGAAGCACCAAAACGCACAUUUUCAAUCAGGGAGAAGCGGAAAAGGAGUGUUGGCGUUUCUUACAACGAAAAUCUGGACAGGAGUAUCACUGGGGAAGCGCAGAGCUCCGUGGAAAGUGUCCAAGGUGCUUCUAACUUCAGAAGCGAGUACCGGCGCACAGGGGAGGAAAGCAGGGGCUCGAACGCGAGGCAGAGCGAGCCUCACCUGGACACCUCCACUUUUGCUCUGUCGGGAGACUCGGCGCACAACCAGGCGAUGGUGCACUGGUCCGGCCAGAACAGCAGCGUGAUCCUGAUUUUGACUAAGCUGUACGACUUCAACUUGGGUGCUGUUACCGAGAGCUCGCUCUGGAGAUCCACUGAUUAUGGCAGUACCUACACCAAACUCAAUGAUAAAGUGGGCUCGAGGACAGUUUUGAGUUACCUGUAUGUCUGUCCCACCAACAAACAAAAGAUAUUGAUGCUCAGUGACCCGGAGGUGGAGAGUGCUGUUCUCAUCAGUUCAGAUGAAGGGGCAAGCUUUGCGAAGUAUCCCAUUAACUUCAACGUCCUGAGCCUCCUCUUUCACCCUGCGCAGGAGAACUGGAUACUGGCUUACAGUCAUGACUACAAGCUCUACAGCUCAAUGAACUUUGGGAAGGAAUGGCAGCUCGUCCAUGAAAACGUGAUGCCAGGCAGAUUCUACUGGGCGGCAAUGGGGCUGGACAGAGAAUCAGAUGUGGUCCACAUCGAGACGCGCAUCGCAAAAGGCCGAGCCCAGUACGUGAAGUGCAGAGCACAGAGAUGCACAGAGGGCAACAGACAGUACCUUUUUCCCGGACACGUAGACACCAACUCCCUCGUUGUGCAGGACGAAUACGUUUUCACACAGGUAACCAAGUCUGGACGAGCCAGUUAUUUUGUCUCCUACAUGAGGGAAUCCUUCAGGCAGAUGAAAUUACCAAAGUACUGUUUGCCAAAGGAUAUGCAUAUUAUCAGCACAGAUGAGAAGCAGGUAUUCGCUGCUGUCCAGGAGUGGAAUCAGAACAACACUUACAGCCUGUAUAUCUCAGACUCCCCUGGGGUCUACUUUAUCCUUUCAUUAGAGAAUCUGAGAACCAGCAGAGGGCCUGCUGGUAACCUACUGGUUGACUUUUAUAAGGUUGAGGGUAUAAACGGCAUGUAUCUUGCCAACAAAAUAGUGGAUAACCUCAUUAAGACUUUCAUCACAUACAACAAGGGACAAACGUGGGCUCUGCUGCCGGCUCCGACCACAGAUGUGUCUGGAAACAACCUUCACUGCAUUCUGCCAUUUUGCUCGCUGCAUCUUCAUCUGGAGAUGUCAGAGAACCCGUACACAUCUGGGCCCAUCACCAGCAAGAAGUCUGUCCCAGGAAUCAUUGUGGCCACAGGAAACGUUGGAACGGAGCUGUCCUCCACCAACCUUGGGAUGUUUAUAACAUCUGAUGCAGGGAAUAGUUGGAGACAGAUUUUUGAUGAAGAGUACAACAUUUGGUUUCUUGACAACGGAGGAGCUCUGCUCGCAGUUCUUCAUGCAACAACGCCUAUCCGGCAACUAUGGAUCAGUCUUGAUGAAGGGAAGAAAUGGGAUCGCCACAGUUUCUCCUUGGUGCCUCUGUAUGUGGAUGGAGUUUUAAUGGAGCCUGAAUCUGACAAUCACAUUAUCACCUUUUUUGGACACUUCAGCCACCGCUCAGAGUGGCAGCUGAUCAAGAUUGACUACAAGGGUCUCUUUAGCAGGAGAUGCAUGGAUGGAGAUUACCAGACAUGGUACCUGCACAACAAGGGAGAGCUUUGCGUGAUGGGUGAGAAGCAGAUCUAUAUGAAGCGCCGGCCUGGCUACCGUUGCAUGUUGGCUCAAGAUUAUUCCAGGAUCUCCUCCUCAGAACCUUGCCUCUGCACAGCCUAUGAUUUCGAAUGUGACUAUGGGUGGGAGCGCCAGGCAGAUGGGAAGUGCUCUCCUGCCUUUUGGUUUAAUCCAAAUGGUGUGGCUAAAAGCUGCAGCUCCAGCCAAAGCUUCCUUAACAGUACAGGGUAUCGUAAGGUUUUGUCCAAUAACUGUAAGGAGAGAGGAAGAAAUGUGUACUCACCCAAGAGAGUGGCAUGUCAUCCCAGAGCACCCCAGGGCCUCCAUCUGUCCACCAGCCACGGAGAACUCAGUGCCACCAUUGGAAGCAAUGUUACUUUUAUGAUCCACCUCGACAACGGAGAGUCUCCGAGCACCAGCAUCCAGCUAGACUUUGGGGACGGCAUCAAGAUCACAUACUCUAACCUGAGCAGGACCGAAAACGGCAUCAGGCACAUCUACAGAGCGACUGGGAUUUACAGAGUGAUGGCAACUGCGGAAAACAGUCUGGGAUCUGACAGCAGCACGCUUUUUUUGCACAUCACUAGUCCAGUGGAUCGUGUAUAUCUCUCUGCUCCUAUUGUGGCCGUCCGGGAGAAAGCAGCUAAUCUGACGGCCGUAGUGUGGCCGAGCCACACAAGAACUCUGACCUUCUUUUGGUGGUUUGAAAACAGCUCCGAGCCCAUUAUAACUCUGGAAGGAAGCAUCUCGCACAUGUUUCUCAGAGAGGGAAAAAACAAGGUCACGGUCCAGGUUGCGUCUGGAGGCACCGUAUUGGAAGACUCAAAAGUUAUAACUGUUAAAGAGUUCUUCAGGUCACUGCUGUUGUCGUUUUCACCAGCUCUUGACGAGCACAAUCCUGACAUCCCCGAAUGGAGGGAGGACAUAGGCCGUGUGGUGCGGACAGCUCUGUCACAGCAGGUGUCUGGUGUUCCUGAAAAUCAGCUGAUGGUGUCUCUGUACCCAGGACUUCCAACCACAGCCGAGCUCUUUAUCCUGCCCGAUGAGCAAAUGUCAAGUGAGCACAAGAAAAGGAGCGAGGAGGCGUUGGAUACAAUCUUAGAUAUUUAUGUCACUGCCCUGAACCAAGGCCUGGUCCAGUUCGAACUAAAAGCCAAUAUUCGUAUUGUUGUGUACAUGACUCAGCAAACCUUGGCACCACUAGUGGAUUCAAAUGCAAUUCACAGUGGGUCGGCAAUGCUUAUGCUGAUCAGCGUGGUCUUUGUUGGCAUAGCUGCAUUUUUUAUCUACAAAUUUAAAAGGAAAAUCCCUUGGAUCCAUGUGGAGACUGAAGACCGCCAUGAGAAGGAUCCGGAGGUGAUAAGCACAGUAGGUCAAAACGAUGCCAUGUCCAAGGUCAAGCUCAGCGAGUUUCCGUCUCAGAAAGAACUCAUGGAAAAAGAGCUGGAAGGCAGAAGCAGAGGAGGAUUUGGGAGAAGUAUGGAGAGAAUUGUCACAAGAGAAUUUCCAAACUGUACUAAUGUCUAAGACAUGAGUAAGUACUGUGUGUUGUGUUUUGAUUGUGCUUAGUUUGCUUAGGUUUUUAUUUUUUUAUUUAUUUAUGUCAUGCUGAUUGCUACAAUUGUUCAGUCAUUUUUAACUCAUGUGGAUAGGGGUAAGUAGUUUACAGUAUCUCAGUUGUAUAGAUCCUUCCAUCUGAAUGUGUCCAACUGCUCAAAUUAAAGGUAGAGUGGAUGAUUUUCCCUAGAAAUGUAGGUAAGAAACACCCAAGUCCCUUUUUGAAUAACUCCACAUGUGCAACACCAUCCUACCUGUUCCUCCACUCCUCAGGGGGAUCAUUAGAAGAGAAUCUCCCAAAUCCACUCUGGUCUUAUUUCUUUAUUCUGGGGUCUUGGUCUUCUUCUCAUUUAAACAUGUAAGACAGUUUGCUUCUUGCGACUGUCAGCCAUUUUCGUAGUAUACGGUGAGAGCAGCGGAGCUACAAAGAAGGACUGAAACCGAAGCUAACUUAAACACUAGAAGUGCGCAUACACAGCCAGCAAGUGGAAACUAAGAAGGAACGCACUUGCAUACUGGCAUUACGUGAGCAACGAUUGGCAUGUGGGACAACGAAUAGAGAAGGUGAUACUCCUGGUUCUCAAAGCCGAAAAAGAUCAUCCACUAUACCUUUAACUCAUGAUGGCCCUAAAACUUCCAUAGUGGCUAAUAUAAAUGUUUUAUAAAUAGUUUGAGAAUACUGUCCAAAUUUUAAAACUUUGUACUGUGUUUAUCAUAUCUGAGUCAUUCUUCUUUAAGAUCAUAGACAAGUCAAAUAUAACAAUUGUUAAAAGAAAAAAAAGUGUUAGAAAACAUAGACAUUCACCGGCCACUUUAUUAAGUAUUUCUUGCUCGUUCCUGGUUGGACUCCAUUUAGACUUCAGAACUGCCUGGCAUAGAUUCCACAAGGUUCUGAAAACUUUCCUCAGAGAUUUUAGUCCACAUGAUUGCAUGUUACCCUACCAUCUAAAUGUUGCAGCUCAAAUCAGGACUCAUCAGACCUGGCGACUGGAAAUUUUUCCAUUCAGCUUACGGUCAGACUGUAACCUCAGCAUCCUGCUCCUUAUAGCAGCAGCACCCAGUGUGAUCUUCUGCUGCUGUAGUCCAUCUGGUUCAUGGUUCGACAGUCGCUGUGCGUUUAAGAGAUGGUGUUCUGCAUACCUUGAUUGUAACGUGAUCAUUUCAGGUACAGUUGUCUUUCUGACGUCUAAAAACCAGUCCGUCAAUUCUCUUCUGACAUCAACAAGGUAGUUUUUCCACAAAACUGCCAGACACUGGAUAGGUUCCCUUUUGUUGACAAAUUUCUCUAAAGCCAAGGGACGGUUGUGGGUAAAAAAAUCCCACAACCGUCAGUUUCUGAAAUACAUAGACCUAGUACCAAUAACCAAAGUAAUUUAAAUCUGUUUUCUAGGUUUGACCUUCAACAAGUUGUCUCUACCACACCUAGUUGCAUUAAGCUACUGCCAAGUGAUUGGCUGAGCCACUGUUUGUGUUACCAACCCAUUGAACAGAUGUACCUAAUAAAGUGACCCGUGAGUGUAAUUUAAUUAAGAAAAGUACAAGUGUAAUGUAGAUUUCUGCACAAGAAAAAUAUGUUUAUGAUGUUUUGUCUAUUAGUUUGCUUCAUUUGGACCUACCUAAAGGGAUAUCAAAACAUUGGACUCAAAACGAAAGAAUGUUUUUUUUAUACAUAUAUAUAUAUAUAAAUAUGUCUUGCAAGACUUGUUAAUACUGUUUCCUAUUUUUGUUUAAUAUAUUCCCCCUACUGCACACAUUGACCCAGGAUGUAAACUGUUAACUGUGUCUUGCCUCAAAAUUAUGAUUAUUACGUUAUGUGAAAUUUUGGAGCAUAAAUGUGUUUUUACCUUUCUAGUGACAGAGAUCUUUUUGUUGUAAAUAUUAUCCAGAUGUGUACAAUUGUCCAGAUCUGAUUACUGUGAAUGCUGAAAGGACAGAAACAUGUUGUGGUUUUGCUCUGUGAGAUUACAGCGAUGCUUUCAAAGACUGCUUCUAAGAUGAUGGAAGACUGGCCAUAUUAAAGUUGGGAUUGUUGAUACUUUGUACAUAGCAAAAAAAAAAAAAAGGGAUACAGUAGAGUAAAGUCAAUAAAGUCUUGUGUUUCCAUCUGCUUCAGCUCGACAAUAAGCUUUAUGCUCACUUUGGCUACUUUGUCAUCUACAACAGCAUGCCUCGAUUAGCUGUGAACAAAGACUAUAUUGGGGGGUCUGUGUGCGUGUGUGUGUGUGUGUGUGUGUGUGUGUGUGUGUGUGUGUGUGUGUGUGUGUGUGUGUGUGUGUGCACAUGCGCACGUGUGUUUGUGUGUACAACAUAUAUGUUUAUGGUGAUUUUAAAGUUUACUUGACAAAUUAUCAGACAUAAAAAAAUAAUAAACAUGUUGUCUAAAGGUCUCGUGCAGUUGCUCAAAGGUUAUGCAUGGUAUAUCUACAAUAUUGUACCUUUUUGUCAGUUAUAGGAACAUUGUCAUGUUUUAGGUUACAUUUCUUACUGUGAACAAAUUAACAUUACAAAACUGCUGAAAAUAAAUGUAUUUUUAUAUGUUU
Fundulus heteroclitus (mummichog) is the source of this 6715-nucleotide messenger RNA. Its product is annotated as VPS10 domain-containing receptor SorCS3. Gene Ontology annotation, cellular component: membrane. The coding region runs from base 444 to 4145 and encodes 1233 amino acids. Lineage: Eukaryota; Metazoa; Chordata; Actinopteri; Cyprinodontiformes; Fundulidae. Gene Ontology annotation, molecular function: protein binding. The record is from RefSeq and is a predicted model, not a curated record. The transcript is spliced from 27 exons.